Cuculus canorus (common cuckoo) is the source of this 1300-nucleotide messenger RNA. RefSeq names its product engrailed homeobox 1 (gene EN1). Bases 1 to 960 code for a protein of 319 amino acids. Gene Ontology annotation, molecular function: RNA polymerase II cis-regulatory region sequence-specific DNA binding; DNA-binding transcription factor activity, RNA polymerase II-specific. Lineage: Eukaryota; Metazoa; Chordata; Aves; Cuculiformes; Cuculidae. Gene Ontology annotation, cellular component: nucleus. The transcript has 2 exons. The record is from RefSeq and is a predicted model, not a curated record. Gene Ontology annotation, biological process: multicellular organism development; neuron differentiation; regulation of transcription by RNA polymerase II.
AUGGAAGAGCCGCCUGAGGGGCACGGCCACCGAGACGCGGCGCCCGGCCCGGCGAGCAGCGGCAGCGAUGGCGAAAGCGUCCCGGUGUCCCCCAGCCCCGCGCCCGCCUCCCCCGCCGCGCCCUGCCCCCCGCCCCUGCCCCGCCGCCGCCCCCCGCCGCCUCCGCCGCCCCACCGCACCACCAACUUUUUCAUCGACAACAUCCUGAGGCCGGACUUCGGCUGCAAGAAGGAACCCCCCGCGCCGGCGAGCGGCGGAGGCGGCGGCAGGGAGCGGGACGGAGACCGAGGGCAGAGCUCAGGUAGAGAAAACGUCAACCCGCUGCUGGCCCGGCCGCCCAACCCGCCCUCCCUCCUCUGCCCGGACUCGAACUGCCGUCCCGACGGCUCCGCGCCGCCGCCCGCAGCCGCCGCCGCCGCAGCCGCCAAAGCCAUCCCCGCCGCGGCGGCGGCGUCGGGGGCGGCAAAGCCCCCCCCCGACGGGGGCGAGACUCACCCGGCCAAGUACGGGGAGCACGGCAGCCCCGCCAUCCUCCUCAUGGGCUCUAAUAAUGGAGGACCUGUUUUAAAGCCCGACUCGCAACAGCCGCUGGUGUGGCCUGCCUGGGUCUACUGCACUAGGUAUUCAGACAGACCGUCCUCGGGCCCCCGCACCAGGAAGCUGAAGAAGAAGAAGACGGAGAAGGAGGACAAGCGGCCGCGGACGGCGUUCACGGCCGAGCAACUGCAGCGGCUGAAGGCGGAGUUCCAGGCGAACCGGUACAUCACGGAGCAGCGGCGGCAGAGCCUGGCCCAGGAGCUCAGCCUCAACGAGUCCCAGAUCAAGAUCUGGUUCCAGAACAAACGAGCCAAGAUCAAGAAAGCCACGGGCAUCAAGAACGGGCUGGCGCUGCACCUCAUGGCCCAGGGACUCUACAACCACUCCACCACCACCGUGCAGGACAAAGAGGAGAGCGAGUGAGGCGGCGCGGCAGCCCCAGCCCCGCGCUGCGGCGCCGGCCGGGAGGAGGACAGGUGCUAUUUAAAAGCAGAUCUAUUGUCUAUCCAUAGUAUAAGGACUCCGAAUAAGAAAAAAAAAAAUAUGAACACUUAAAAAAAAAAAAAAGUAUCUCUAUAUAGCCAAACAGCAUAUGACCUUGUAUAUAUUUAAUUUCAGGUAAGAAAUACGUGUAGCGAUCUCUAUUUGCUGGACAGUUUCUCUCUCUCCUUCUCUCUCUAUUCUCUUCUCUUUUGUUCGUUUGUUUGUUUUGUUUGCUUUCCUUUUUUUAUUUCCCCUCUCAAUGUCUGUUGCUCUUGUUUUA